Pseudomyrmex gracilis is the source of this 1461-nucleotide messenger RNA. RefSeq names its product tRNA (adenine(58)-N(1))-methyltransferase non-catalytic subunit TRM6 (gene Trmt6). The transcript has a single exon. Gene Ontology annotation, biological process: tRNA methylation. Gene Ontology annotation, cellular component: tRNA (m1A) methyltransferase complex; nucleus. The record is from RefSeq and is a predicted model, not a curated record. Lineage: Eukaryota; Metazoa; Arthropoda; Insecta; Hymenoptera; Formicidae. The coding region runs from base 24 to 1439 and encodes 471 amino acids.
AACAAUUAAUAAUUCAUAAUACGAUGAGUAAUAACGUGGAAAACACAUGCGAACCCGCGGAGAAUGUGGUCACGAUCGGUAUGCACGUGAUAAUUAAGAAGCACGACUACAGCAAGAUAUACAAAGUAUCUGAAAACGGUGUUCUGAUGUUGGGAAAGGACAAGGUGGAGAUGCGCGAGAUCGUCGGCAAACCGUUUUACAGCUCCUUCGAGAUGGUACCGUUGCCGGGUUGCAAAAGGACCUUUUCGCUGAAACUGGCGCUUGGAACGGAAUCGUGGAACGAUCUGAAGGGCGAACUCAGCGGUCAGGACAAUCGUUCCAUCACGGACGACAGCACGUCUCAGAAAUUGUCAAAGGACGAAAUUCUGCAGCUGCAAGAGUCCGGCAAGACCGGCAAAGAAAUACUCGGCAGUCUCAUAGAAAACAGCACGUCUUUCGCCGCCAAAACGGAGUACUCGCAGGAGAAAUAUAUAAGGAAGAAGGAGCGCAAAUAUUGCAAGAUCCUGACGGUGCACAAGCCUACCAUAUCGUCUUUGCACGAGGUGCACUACCGACAGAAUCACGAAAAAAUUGGAGGACUGAGAAUGGACGCCUUGGCGCAGAUCUUGUCCUUCAGUGACGUGCAAGCGGACGGUCUGCAUUUGCUAUAUGACAGCGGAUCUCAAGGAUUACCCGCAGCGGCUAUGUUGAACAGAAUAGGUGAAAACACCAGUGGUUACUUGAUCAAUUUGCAUCCUGGCAAUAUGUCUCAAACCGCAAUUGUUCAGGCCAUGAACUUUCCGCAGGAAUUAAGAGAUAGGCAUAUUGCAGUGAAUGUUUACAGUUUCUUGAGACUGCAUUAUCAAGGUGAAUCGAGUAUAUUAGAAAAUAUAUGCAAAAAAACUAGCAGUGUUAUAACAAAAUCGGACAAGGAGAAAACGGAAGGAGAAAAGCUAGUGAAAGAAUCUAAAAAUGGCGAGGUAUCAGAGAUCAGUUCUGAAACUUUGAAGCUCGAAAGCACAGAAGAAAAUUGUACACUUCCUGAAAAUGAUAUACAAGAAGAUAAUGUUUUAAAACGUAAACUUGACGAACCUGAAGAAUCCGGGGAAAGUCCACCAAUAAAAAAACCAAAAUGGUUUUUAGAAACGAAACAUGCUCUGGAUUUGUUAAGCGAAUCAAAAGCUCGCGGUUUAACUAUUAUAGCGAAAGAACAUCCGUCAAAUAUCGCAGUCGCAUUGCUGCCCUUCCUGGGACUCUCACGGCCGUUUGUCAUUUUUCACACGUAUCGGGAGGCUUUGCAACAGACUUACAUGGAACUCAAAGAAAAAUACAAUGUGAUAAACGUGCGACUAUUCACGAAUUUUUUACGCUCGUAUCAAGUAUUACCCGACAGGACACAUCCCGAUAUACUGAUGACCGAUACGGGUGGCUAUAUCUUGACAGGAUAUUUAGUUGAAUAGAAACAAAGUUUUAAAUCUUUUA